Molecule: messenger RNA, 1587 nt
Organism: Phaedon cochleariae (mustard beetle)
Lineage: Eukaryota; Metazoa; Arthropoda; Insecta; Coleoptera; Chrysomelidae
Source: the annotation of a GenBank genome assembly
CUUAGAUGUCAAUAGUAUUUCGCGAAAUAAAUUGAUUAGCAGCAGCCGCGGCGCCCAAAAAAAUAGACUUCCUUCGCCUCUCUUCAAAAUUCCCUCCCAAAUUAUUCUCGAGUUUCCCGCGCCCGCAGUCCUCUAGCAGUUCGAUAAGUCCACGAGGCAUCGAGCCCGGUUUGCGAGACAGGGAGUGGUAGCGGACGGAACCAAUACAGUACCGCGCUGAAGUCGAGUGCGUCGCGACCAUUGGUCUACGUCUCGCCGACCAAUCAUUGGGAAAGUGCACACUAAAAUAUCCAAUCGAUGGAACAACUGACGACGACGGCCGACGGACAGGUCGUGUUGCAGGGCGUGCCCGGCGGCGGCCAUCAUCAGGUGCAGAUGGUGCAGAUGCAGGCCGGGCAGGUCAUACAGGGCGCCAACGGCCAGCAGAUCGUCGUCCAUGCCGUGCCCUCGGGCGGCCAGAUCCAGGUGGGCGGCCCGGGGGCGGCGCAGCAGCUCCAGCAGAUACAGGUGGUGCCUGUGAGCAGUUUGCAACAGGGGCAAGUGUUGGUGCAGCCCCAACAGCAGACAGCCCAAUUGGUUCAGACCCCGGACGGGCAAACGUUCCUAUACCAUCCUAUGACGAUAGAAAGUGGUGGAAUUCAACAGGCCACACCCACAGUGUUGAACAUAAACGGGAAUCUCGUGCAAAUAUCUGGCGCUGCUCAAGCGACCCCUGGCGGAGUGGCUCAAACGACGGUGACGUCACCAACGGCGCAAGUGGUGCCUCAAACUCUCACCGCCGCGUCGCCCAAUCAACUCGCAAUGGCUAACGGGAACUUAGUCAUGGUGAGAAAUAACACGACAGACAUGGUACCCAGUACCGGUGCCCAGCAAUUCCAAAGAGUACAAAUACCAGGCACAGAAUUUCUAGAAGAAGAACCUCUAUACGUUAACGCUAAACAAUACAGGAGGAUACUGAAAAGAAGGCAAGCCAGAGCGAAAUUGGAAAAUGAAGGAAAAAUACCGAAAGAAAGACCAAAAUAUCUUCAUGAAUCCAGACAUAGGCACGCCAUGAAUAGGAUAAGGGGAGAAGGAGGAAGAUUCCAUUCUGGAUCUGUUAAAAAACGAAGGGAAGAAAUGCUCAGACAGGCACAGCAACAACAACAACAACAAAAUCAGCAACAACAAACACAUCACGAAGUCCAGGGAACGAUUGGAGUUUCCUAUGGAAAUUUGGAAAUGGGACAAAUUAUCAUCGAGAAUGUGAUGCCCGAUAUAAUGAAGUCUGACCCGCUUUCUAUAGAAGGAAACUAGAAAAGAAUAGGAACGCAUUUCAUUAUUUAUUAUUAAAUAUGCGAGUUGAAUGUUGGACAUUUCUGUACAUACGAAUAAUUCAUAAAAUGAUAAUUGUUUUUGUAAUUAGUUAUUUUAUGCCUAUUGGACAAUUAUUUUUGUUUUUAUAAUACGACGUGAUUUAGUUUUUAGUAGCGAAUCUUUUUGUACAAUUGUUGACAUAUUUUCUUGACUGAUCAGUUUAUAAUUAGUUGUAGUUGGAUAAAAAAAAUGAAAACCAGUACAUUUGGAAAUAAACAUUUUUUACUGUCAUUA